GAACUAAUUGUGAUGAAGAUAUCGACGAAUGUACGGUAUCAGCUAACUGUGUACAUGGGACUUGUACUAACACUGUUGGGGGAUUCUCGUGUGAUUGUGGCGACAGCGGAUAUUCUGGAACUCAUUGUGAUGAAGAUAUCGACGAAUGUGCAGUAUCAGCUAAUUGUGUACAUGGGACUUGUACUAACACUGAUGGGGGAUUCUCGUGUGAUUGUGGCGACAGCGGAUAUUCUGGAACAAAUUGUGAUGAAGAUAUCAACGAAUGUGCAGUAUCAGCUAAUUGUGUACAUGGGACUUGUACUAACACUGACGGGGGAUUCUCGUGUGAUUGUGGCGACAGCGGAUAUUCUGGAACUAAUUGUGAUGAAGAUAUAGACGAAUGCACCGUAUCAGCUAAUUGUGUACAUGGAACUUGUUCUAACACUGAUGGGGGAUUCUCGUGUGA
Owenia fusiformis is the source of this 445-nucleotide messenger RNA. The record is from the annotation of a GenBank genome assembly. NCBI's taxonomy places the organism in Eukaryota, Metazoa, Annelida, Polychaeta, Sabellida, Oweniidae.